Molecule: messenger RNA, 5870 nt
Organism: Strongylocentrotus purpuratus (purple sea urchin)
Lineage: Eukaryota; Metazoa; Echinodermata; Echinoidea; Camarodonta; Strongylocentrotidae
Gene: slc24a2
Product: sodium/potassium/calcium exchanger 2
Exons: 9
Coding region: 1142-3388 (748 amino acids)
Biological process (GO): calcium ion transmembrane transport; intracellular calcium ion homeostasis
Cellular component (GO): membrane
Molecular function (GO): calcium, potassium:sodium antiporter activity; calcium channel activity
Source: RefSeq, a predicted model, not a curated record
AGAGUGGAGAGUGAGGGUGACAAAGAGAGAGAGGAGAGAAGGGGAAGGGGGAACCAGUGGUCACUAAUUAACAAAUGAUUAAUCACAGCCACUUCUUCCUCCUUCAUCAGGCAGCACACAAUCAGAUCUUUCGAUUAUUGAAUAACCUCACAAUACCCCCAAUGUAGCACUUGGCCAGCUCUCAAAAUGCCUUUUUUUCAAAUCCUGGAACUUAUCGCAAAACCAUGAUCAGAAAACCCUCUCGCCUAGCUUCGAUGACUUUAUGCGUUCCUGCUUCUCUGUUGCUUAAAAUAUCAAAGUUCAUUCUUCAAGGUGCAACUCAUCCUCAGCAAGGGAGUGUUCAAACUUUUUAUGGACAGAAAUGACUCUACGCUCCGGUUGCCAGCAAGUGACAUGGUAAUGUUCAUUUGACAACUUCAUCAAGCCUUAUUCUGGAUUAAACAGUUGUUUGAAAAUAGUUUUGAUUCUAUCAAAGGAGUAAUUGUGAAGUCUAAACUCUCGCAUCAAAAUCAUCUGAUUGCCUACUACUGCUGGAAGCUGUAAGGAUCGCCCCACUGAGGGCAGCAAACAUCAUUGGAUGGUGUCGAAUAAAGGAAUGAUGUCAACCCUGAGAUUGUAAUGAGCAUCGUUGUUGGCAGGCAAGCUAAGGCAGGCUGGACGGCUAGCUUCAUUUGAGUAGGCUCACCAUAACGACGGACAGGCAAGGCAAGCUGGAGGGCAUGUACAGUAUGCAGCGAGAGGGAGAGAGAGCCUGAGAGCUUCAAAGAGCUUGAAUGUCAACAUGACAACCGGCUGGUACAGCUUUUCAAUUCCUGCCACCUCCAGAUGAAUGCGCAUUGACAAGACAUUGUGUGAAGCUGCAUUCAGUAAUUAAAAAACAAACGGACAUAUAUGCAGGGAUAUCCAGUUACCGUGGACUUACUUUAUUUUCAAAGAUCGAGGUGGAGGAUGACUUCAUAAGUGAUGACAAGUGGAAUUUACCAGUCGUAAGCUUGGGACUGCUUAGCAUGCAGAGUUAUGUAAACGGUGAUUACAGUGUGUGUUUUUGAUAGCAUUGACGUUGGAUUGUGAAUGAGAUAAGCUUCCACCUCACGGGGGAUGUAUACUUUCAUCUGAGUUAGAUGUGAAAAGAGUCACCACAAUGAAGCACAUUGGUCACUAUAUGUGUUCUAGGACCCGAUGGGCAAGAGUCCUGUGCCUGUGUUCGGUCUUUGUGAUGGGUGGAGUCUACCAUUUCUUCUUUAACUUUGAACAAGCGUUUAGGAACUCUCCCGGUGAGAUCCCGCGGCUAAAGAGCGGCGAUGGUCAGAUAAACGGUGAUGGAAUAUUGGAACAUUCGGUGCGGAUGAGGCACUUAUUACAGACAAACCUUACAACGGACCCAACAACGGACCAAGGAAUGCAAUCGGUUACAGACGCGGGAAAUGCGUCCAAUAAUACUCAACCAAAUUCUGGUAUCUAUCCCAGAGACCUUUUUACGUUACAACAGAAGAAAGAUGGCGCCAUUGUACUUCACGUGAUUUUAAUGAUCUACAUGUUCGUUGCACUUGCCAUUGUCUGUGACGAAUUUUUUGUGCCUGCUCUGAGCGUCAUCACGGACAAGCUCGACUUGUCGGACGAUGUGGCUGGUGCCACGUUCAUGGCCGCGGGAGGAAGCGCCCCCGAACUUUUCACCAGCCUCAUCGGGGUGUUCUUCGCGCGGAGCGAUGUCGGUGUGGGGACAAUCGUCGGUUCCGCAGUCUUCAACAUCCUUUUUGUGAUUGGGAUGUGUGCGACGUUCAGUAAAGGAGUUCUUUCAUUAACAUGGUGGCCUCUGUUCAGAGAUUGUUUCUUUUAUUCCCUCAGUCUAUCCAUGUUACUAUACUCGUUUUCAGACACACGCAUAGAGUGGUAUGAGUCCUUGUGCCUACUUAUGAUAUACAUUUUGUAUGUACUCUUCAUGAAGUUCAAUGUUCCCAUCGAGCGCUGGGUCAAGUCCCGACUACUCCGGAAAAAAGUUAGUGCAAUUAAAGAGAUUCCUCCCAUUGUACAGCUAGAAGUGAAGAUGAAUGGCCGGAGAGUAAGUCUGCCCCAUUUCCGCAACAAUGCCAGUAUGUUCCGCCAUGGUGCCCUACAGCUCAUGCUCCACACACUAGACCCUCUCAGUGACUCGGACAUUGUGGAAGACAAGGCUAUGCAGCUUCAAGUGAUGGCAAAGUCGCAACAGAAGACUGGAGGGCCACAGCCCACAGGAAACGGCAAGGACACGUCUGGACAGCCACAUGAACAAUCUGCAAGUAGACCGGAGAGUGCAAGGUCCAACCAAAAAUUGACAAUAUCGUAUCACAAUGGAUACACCAAUGGGGACAUAAUCAUGGACGAACCAACGCAGAUUACGACAGUAUCACAGGCAUGUGAUAGCCCCCUCAGUGUCAAGACGGGGAACGGGAUAAGACUGACUCCUCUGCCGACCAAUGGACACCACCCAAACACUACAGACAUUAACCAGCUCAGCAACAAUGCAGCGUUUCUGCACCAAACAAACGAGCCAUUAGACCAUGCCAAGGGGAAUGGCAAUGGCAAUGGCAAUGGCUUGCAUGAAACGACAAUCAAUUUGAAUGGCGCCACCAACGGGGGAACGAACACUGAUCUUAAUGAUGCUCCCAUAGCCAAUGGAGUGGAUCAUCAGUUUGAGAAGAGCACGGAACAGUUGACAACGGCUGGUGCUAUGCACGAUGUGGAAUCCCCGGAAAGUACAGAACAGCCUGACAUGGCUGACAUGGAAGUUGAGGAGCCUCUUGACAUCAGUUGGCCCAAGGGAUGGAGGAAACAAGUGACUUACAUCCUUCUUGCACCACUGGUCUAUGUACUCUACUUCACACUACCGGACGUCAGAAGAGUGGAGAGCAGAAAGUGGUACUCGGUAACAUUCAUUGGCUGUAUCUUCUGGAUUGCUGGUUUCUCCUAUCUCAUGGUGUGGAUGGCCAAGGAAGUAGGGGACACCAUCGGCAUAGAAGAGCGGGUGAUGGGACUGACCAUCUUAGCCGCAGGAACCAGUAUACCUGAUCUGAUCACCAGUGUCAUCGUAGCUAGAAAGGGCUUAGGUGACAUGGCUGUGUCUAGCUCUGUGGGCAGUAACAUCUUUGACAUCACAGUGGGACUACCAUUGCCUUGGAUACUGUGGAGCAUCUCCCAAAACGGUGCGUCGGUGUCCGUCGAUAGCAAGGGACUCUUCUGUUCCAUCUUCCUUCUCUUUGGGAUGCUUAUCCUGGUCGUCAUCCUCAUCGCAGUCAACAAAUGGCGGAUGACCAAAAUCAUGGGAGGUUGCAUGUUCCUCUUCUAUUUGGCAUUCCUGGCCAUUAGUCUCUUGCUCUUGGCUGACAUCAUUCCGUGUAUCAUCGGGGUAUAGGGGACCUGCCCACCCUGUGCUAGUUGUCCUUAUCAACAUCUUCUACCUGAAAGACAUCACUCUAUGUGGCAUUCCUCACUAUCAUCAUCCUUUUCUUGGCUGACAUCAUUCCAUGUGUCAUCAGGGUAUAGGGGACCUGUCCACCCUGCGCUACGUGUUUAUCAACACGCUAUAUAUGGCAUUUAUUGCCAUUGGUCAUGUUGUAAUAAAACCACAGAUAAAUUAAAAUCCAAGGCUGCAGCAACCUUCUUUCAAAUUUGGUUCUUAUGAUAUAUCAGUGAGUGUUAUAUUUAGCAUAAAAGUAAAAGUGUUGAUUGAAAUCCAAAAUAUGCUUUGUACAAUGCCCUGCGAGUGCGAUGGAGUCUCUGAUUUUCUCUUCAUAUAUUUUUUUGCUAUCCAUCGCUAACUGUCCAUCAAUCAAAACCUUUGGGAUCAUGGAUCCUGACGUCAUCCUAAAUUAUAAGUUUGGUUAAUUAGUUGCUCUUCUGCAGUAUCCCAAGACAGAGACAUUGUAUAACCAUCUCUCACAAGAAAUAGUUAACAUAAAGAAUUAUAAAGGAAAUCACUGCUUGUGCAAUAUCGCUUUUUGAAUACAUCAGUGUUUAUUAUGCAUUUUAGGCUGAAUUUGCCAGAACAAUUGACCAUAUUGUCGGCUGCCAGCAGUUUGCAGUUAUAGGAAUUGUUAUGGUUAGCAACGGUAUGCAGUGUUUGGAUUAUAAGGUGGCUAGUGAAAUCAGUUUAGUCCUUUGAUCGAUAAAGAUCUCUCAAGCGAAGAUUUGCAACAUCUUAAUAUUGUUGAGAGCCAGAAGGGCAUUAACUGUAUAUGAGUUAACACGUAUCUGGCUCUUAACAGAUAACAUUGUAUGUGGGUGUACUGCUUUACGAUAACCGCAAAGAAUAUUCCAUGAUUGCAUGCAGAUUGGAUUCAUGUAUAACUAUUGUGGAUAUUUUGUGCAUUACAUACUCGUUCAAUGAGUAUGAUUUGAAAUCUGAGAUAUUGAAAAGAUAUAUUCAGCUACAAGCCCUCAAGAUGAUGUGACAUGAAUUUUAAAUGAUUUGUUAAAUAAAUUAAGAAACUCUGAGUUCUUGACUUGCUGUGGAAAAGCUGAAAUCUAUGUUGGCUGAAGAUUAACAUUGAAAGGAAGACCUUUUUUACUCUAUCUCAAUAUAUACCAAAUACUUUUACAGUUUAUAUCUCUAAUGUAGUUCAAUAAAAUCAGUUUGGGUAGGUGCUGAUAGUUUCUUCCUUUCCUAAAGCUGAUGGGGUAUUGUUUGAUUUGAAAAGUGUACAUAUUUCAAUUCAGUAGAGGACUACGGUUUUGUUCAAGCAUGUGAAAUUUGUUUUGAAUUCAAAUCUUGUGGAAGAUGAGAAGCUUCUUUGGCCCUUAAAAUUGUAUCGGUAUAAGUCCAGUCGCCAUUUAUUUAGAAUGAUGUUUAUAAAUAUUGCAAUGAUUACAUUUACAUUGUCACAUGGCAGAAUAUGUGCUUCUGUAAUAGAUUUAAUGGUAUGAUAAUCCGCUACUGUACUUAAAAUAUUACAUGAAAACAUAUACAGAGACAUAUAUAUUUACCAUUUAGAUUUUCUCUAAAAUGCAAUGCAAUUAAAAUUUACCUUCUCUAAAUCUAAAUUUGAUAUUUUGGUCAAAUAUGUGUUACCUGCCUGUGGAGACAUCUCUGCAACCUGUCUUUGUGUAUUGUGUGCAUAUUGUGACUUCACUAAUCAACAUAUUCCAAAAACACACAGAGGAUAAUUAUUCCAAGGUUAAGAAUUUAAAUUGCUUUUGUGUUUUAAUUGAAUGACUGCAGACUUAAAGAAAUGUAAAGAAAUGAAGUCAUGAAGAGGAGCAGCAGUAGACUAUAAAGAGAGGUGAAAAUAUGUCUCAAAAAGGGGAUGUAAUAAAUAAAUGUACCAAAAUGUUAAUGAUUUUUUAAAUGAUUAUAUUUGCAGAUUGAAAUCUUUAUAUACGAAGCUCACUAUACUGCCUUUAUGUACAAUGUAUGUGUAUAUAUUUUCUGCUGUGCAAAAUAGUAACUGGUCUUGUCUUUAUGUGUUUUCUCAUAUUAUUUCUGUUGAUUUUUUUCUUUUUUCGUUAUAAAAACUUGUGCAUUAUAGUGAUUAAUGUUUCUGCUGGAAAGAACAAAAUAUUUGAAUGUCUCAAAGAGUCUGUAUUUGUGAUGGUUAAAGUCUUUCUUCCAAUUGUAUUUUAUAGUGACCUUUUAUCUGAGUAUAUUCACAGUAUAUAUAUUAUAUAUUCAACAAGGUAUGAGAAAUAGUCUUGACUGAAAGUUUGUGUGAUAAUUCAUAGUGGCUUAAUUUAGGCUGAAAAUAUGCUUGAAAAUCUGAAUAAGGUGUAUUCAAGCCUUUGCAAGUUAUGUUCAUUCCUAUUUCUUUCUACACUUCUUGUGCUCAUGCUUUGUCUUCCUCUCUCUUUCUCUCUCUCUCUCUCUCUCUCUCUCUCUCUCUCACACACACACACACACA